AUGAAAGACUACAAUCGCUUGAGGAAGACUUUGCACCCUGGCUCCGACAGAGUUGCUACUCAGCUCACUGCUCUACUCACCGCGUGUCCUCUAUCUUUUCUAUACAUAUACGACUCAGACUGUGCUCGAAUUGCAUCCGGAAUCUUGCGCGGGGUGUGUGAAGAGCUUGCCGGGGAGUCUACGCGCUUCAGGUACGCGUUUGCCAACGCUGUGGCCUGCUUCACGCCGCGCCUGUUCUACGACACAGUCCUCAACGCUCUCUCUCACCACACGCCAGACUGGGAAGAUGGCUGCGAAAACUGGGCCGGGACAAGCGUGGAGGGGCAAAGGUGGAACGAGAGUAUUGAUACAUUCUUACACGGCUUAAGAGCCAUCGCCGCCGAAGCGCAGGUGGGCGAGUCGAACGGCAAGGGAAAGGCCCGUGCGAGCGUGAAUGGUGCUGGAGUCGGGGCGAGAUGUAAAUUUGUUCUUGCGGUAGAGCGUCCGGAGCGACUCAAGGAGAACAUGUCCGAGCUCAUAGUGCCCCUCACGCGUCUCGCUGAACUAUCUCAAGUUGACAUCGUUACUGUUUUCGUGUCUGACGUUCGCUGGGAGGACAUCCGUCCACCAUCGGGAGCGUCGCCUGAACCUCUCUACAUAGACGUGCCCGUUCUUUCCAAGCAAGAUGUUCUGGACACGCUAGCGUCCUACUUUCCACCGGACGAGUCGAGCCUUGUCAACUCAAACAUCGAUCCCGACACCUACAAUCCCGUCUUCCGGCCGCUCUACGUCCACUUCGUAGCAACAGUCUACAGUAUCUGCGGGCCAUUCACGCACGACCCGCACGAGCUCGCCUACAUCGCUGCGGCGCGCUGGCCAGGGUUCAUCCAGCCAAUACUAGACGAACACAGGCAACGCUUACGCGAGUACGAGGAGUACCUCGCGAGCCGAAACGAAGAUGGCGAUGCCGACGCGGAAGACAUGGGUCCCCCUGAACUCGUCGCGCCGACAGAAGACGCUCGCCUCCGCCUCAUCCGCCUCUUCACGCCCUCUCUGACCGCCGCCCUCGAGGCGCUCUACCCGCGGCUCACCAACGCCGCAGACUGGGCCCGCACCCACACACCGCCCCCGAACCUGCUCACCAUCCACCCCUCCCAGGUCCCCGUCGCUUUCCGCGCGGCCGCCGCCGGUCACGCAGAUGGCACAGACGUCAGGGGCGUCGAUGGCCUGCCGCGGAUGGCGAGGUUCGUCCUCGUCGCGGCGUUCCUGGCGAGCACGAAUCCGCCGAAGAGCGAUGUGCGAAUGUUCGGGCGAGGUCCGGAAGACCGCAAGCGACGGCGCAGAAAGGGAGGAGGCCCGCGCAAGGGUCGAGCGGGAACUGCCACGAAGAUUCCUCAGCGGCUGCUUGGCCCCAUAUCCUUUGGACUCGACCGGCUACUGGCCAUCCUAGGGGUGCUGCUCGAGGAGAACGACGCAGAGACGCGGCCGUCGGCGCCGCAGUACUCUGUGCCUGGGGAGUAUACCGACGUUGAGAUCUCCCGUGUGGCGAUCUUCGCACAAGUGAUGGAAUUAUCUUCGAUGCGCCUGUUGAUGCGAACCUCUCCGCCGGAGAAGAUCGACAGCGUGCCUACUUUCAAAUGCGGGAUCUCUUACGACACGGCGCUCAAGCUCGCCAAGGAUGUUGGUAUACCAUUGAACAGCCUGGUAUGGGAGGGUAUACAGUAUGGUAACACGUAA
Messenger RNA from Rhodofomes roseus, 1716 nucleotides. RefSeq names its product origin recognition complex subunit 5 C-terminus-domain-containing protein. The record is from RefSeq and is a predicted model, not a curated record. Gene Ontology annotation, biological process: DNA replication; DNA replication initiation. Gene Ontology annotation, molecular function: DNA replication origin binding. The coding region runs from base 1 to 1716 and encodes 571 amino acids. The transcript has 5 exons. Lineage: Eukaryota; Fungi; Basidiomycota; Agaricomycetes; Polyporales; Fomitopsidaceae. Gene Ontology annotation, cellular component: nuclear origin of replication recognition complex; nucleus.